AUGUCUGACCAGACCAAUGCUGCAUGGCCACUUGCGGACCAAGCCAUGACCCAGACAAUCCUGGAUCUCGUCCAGCAGGCCUCCCACUAUCGACAGCUUAAGAAAGGCGCCAACGAGGCCACCAAGACGCUCAACCGCGGCACCUCCGAAAUUGUCAUUCUUGCUGCUGACACGACUCCCCUCGCGAUUCUCCUCCACCUCCCCCUGCUUGCUGAGGAUAAGAACGUGCCAUAUGUGUACGUGCCCAGCAAGAUGGCUCUUGGACGUGCGUGCGGAGUCAGUCGUUCCGUCAUCGCCGCUAGCAUCACGACCAAUGAAGCCAGCGAUUUGAAUGCGCAGAUUCAGACUCUGAAAAAUAACGUCGAGAGAUUGAUGAUUUAG
Paracoccidioides brasiliensis Pb18 is the source of this 381-nucleotide messenger RNA. RefSeq names its product ribonucleoprotein-associated protein. Gene Ontology annotation, molecular function: RNA binding. The transcript has 3 exons. Bases 1 to 381 code for a protein of 126 amino acids. The record is from RefSeq and is a predicted model, not a curated record. Gene Ontology annotation, cellular component: U4/U6 x U5 tri-snRNP complex; nucleolus; small-subunit processome. Gene Ontology annotation, biological process: maturation of SSU-rRNA; mRNA splicing, via spliceosome; ribosome biogenesis.